AUGGUGAUGGAUCUGGAGAUGCAAGAAGAACCUUUGAUUGCGGGCGCAAUGGAGGUUGAAGCUGACAAAGUAGAAUAUAUGUUAGAGAUGGAAGGGUCAGACGCUGGCCAUACGAAGGGAGAUGAAGUUCGGAGGGACCCUCGCAGACUGGUGUCGUACAAGGACCAACUUCUGCAAAUCAAUGGUGUUUGGGAUGGAAUACAGGAGGAUGAAGAAGACUGGCUUGCACAAUGCAAACGGGAGGAGGUCGAGGAAGAAGAAGCUUUGAAAGCCUACGAACAGAUAGGGGAAGAUGAUCCGUUGAAUCCUUUCUACCAAUUUGAUGUUCUGGAGAAAGUGGAACAGUGCAAACGGUGGAGGAUGGCGCUGAUAGUAAAGCUCAUGGAGAAAAGAUUAGGAGCGAGAUUUCUGUGGAACAGAUUGCACAAACUUUGGAACUUGGAGGGGAAGCACAAAGUUCUGGAUCUGGAAAAUGACCAUUAUAUGGUCGAAUUUGAAAAGAGUCAAGACUAUCUCUUCGUGCAGCAACAGGGACCUUGGAUCGUGGCAGAUCAUUAUCUCAUAGUGCAAAGGUGGAGGCCUAACUUGGAUCCAUUUGAUGAGAAAGUUAAGAAGCUGGCAGUAUGGAUUAGAAUUCCAGGAGUACCUAGGGAAUUCUAUACAUACAAGGAUUCAUGGAGAAUGGGGAACAUGGUGGGUCGAACGCUGAGGAUUGAUGAAAACUCCCUGAGAAUCAGUGGACAAGGGCAGCUAGAAGAAAUCACUGACAGGGGCAGGUUUGCGCGCAUCUGUGUUGAACACGGGCAUAAGAAAGAGCAUUGUAUGUUUAAUCCUGAUAAUAUCAAGAAAGCUGAGGAGGAUGCAGAUGUGGAGGUUAAUUGCCAAAAUCCUAGGCAUGGUCACUCUGAAGAUACUGCAAAGGAAGAAGUAGAAAGGAGUCAGGAAGUUAAUGGAUUCAGGAAUUGGAUGACAGUCCAAAAAAGAAACAACAAAAGGCCAAUACAACAGCUGAGAUCUAAAGAGAAUUCUGUUACCAAGGAGAAAUCCAAUGCAGGAGGUAAGGAGCAUGUUCCAAAAAAUAUUGCCUUUGGGUCCAGAUUUGGUCCCUUAGAGGAAGGAGCAGAAGACUAUGCCCCAGGCCAGAAAUCUGGAGAAUCAGAAACUAUGAUCAACAGUGGAAAGAAUGUGGUGGAUUUGAAUCAACAAAAGAAAAGCAAAGGAGGGAGGAAGAAGAAGUGUACCACUGACAGAGGUGAUUUAAAUCAGGGGUUAGGAGCUGAGGCUAAGGCUUCAGGAAAACAAAUGUUAAACUCCCAACCCUCAGAGAAUAAAAGGGGUGCAAUUCACAAGCAAACCAAUAGGGAGGCCAUUCUGGUCGACAGGGGAGCAACAAGGGGGAAUACUCAAGGAGAACCUUUUGUUAGCUCUAAAUUUCCUAAGAAUGUUAUAAUUAUGGGAAACACCAACAGAAAAGAAGAAGAUAUUAGAGUCAGAGCCUUUCCUGAGCUCAAAGAAAAUCCACCUGAUGAAGGGAGUGGAGAGGAGCAGAUUCUUGCUUUGUUGGAAACCAGAAUAAGUGGUAAUAAGGCUGAACGUGUAGUUAGAAGUUUAGGAUUUAAUAGCUUUUUUAUAAGAGAAGCUGUGGGUUUUUCUGGAGGUAUAUGGAUUCUUUGGAACAAAAGCAUGGCUAAGGUGAGCAUUAUUGAGGAGGACCAUCAAUUUGUGCACUCUAAAAUUCAGUGGUUGAGUUCAGGGGUUGAAGAGAUGUUUACUUUCGUCUAUGGAAGCCCUAGAAGAGCUGAGAGGAAAAAUCUUUGGGAUAGCCUGAAAAGAAUUGCAGCAAGUGGUGGUGGCAAAUGGGCUGCAAUGGGUGAUUUCAAUGCAUAUUUAGAGGAAGGGGAGAAAAUGGAUGGAUCUGGUUUGUGUUGGGAAAAUAUGAAGGAAUUUGAAAGUUGUCUUAGUGAGAGUGGUCUCUCAGAUUUAGGAGCCAUUGUUCAUCUUCAUUUUCAUGGUUCGGACCAUAGGCCUAUAAUCCUUAAAGAUGGAAACAAAAAUGGAAACUUAGGAGGCUUUAAACCUUUCAGGUUCCUAGCAGCUUGGCUGACUAAUACAAGUUUUGAGUAUGUAGUGGACAACUGCUGGAAUAAGGAGGCUGAGUGGAUUGAUGCUAAAGACAAAUUUCAUAAUGAAGCUUCUAUUUGGCACAAUUCCAGGUUUAAAGAGGAACAAAGAAGGAAGUAUCUGAUUCAAAAGAGGAUUAAAGGGGUGGAUAUUCAGUUGAGUAGGGGUCCAGAUGAGGCCCUGAAGAGACUUCAUAGAAACUUAUGGAAGGAGUUAAACACUAUUUACAUUCAGGAGGAACUUACCUGGUUCCAAAGGUCUAGAUGUAAUUGGCUAGCAUUCGGUGACAGGAACUCUAAAUUCUUUCAUGCUAGUACUGUGUCUAGAAAUAGGAGGAAUAAGCUAUUAGCUCUUAAAAAGGAUGAUGGAAUAUGGGUGGAGGAUCCGGAGAUUCUUAAACUAAUGGCCAUUGAUUAUUUUAAAAGUCUGUAUGUAGAGGAGAAUCAGAUCACCAAUAAUCUAUGUGGGAACCAGUUUCCUGUGAUAAACAAUCUGAAUUGGAGAAGUAUUGGCCAAACUCCGAAUGUGGAAGAAAUCAAGAGCACCAUUUUUAAGAUGCAUCCUUAUAAAGCCCCGGGGGCUGAUGGUCUUCAUGCUAUUUUUUUCCAAUCUCAAUGGGAAAGAGUAGGGAGUUCGGUGAUCAAGCUUGUUAGGGAUGUGUUUGAAGAUCCUAAAAAAGUGGCUAGUGUCAAUCAAACACUUUUCUGUCUAAUUCCCAAGGUUGAAAUCCCGAAAAGGAUAAGCCAAUUUAGACCUAUUAGCCUGUGCAAUGUAGUCUAUAAAGUUAUUACUAAAGUGAUUACUAAUAGACUGAGAAAUCAUACGGGCACCCUAAUCAUGCCUAACCAGUGUAGUUUUGUGAAAGGAAGGCACUCUUCAGAUAAUAUCAGAAUUAGCCAGGAGAUUUUCACUCUAUGA
Gastrolobium bilobum is the source of this 3039-nucleotide messenger RNA. RefSeq lists its product as uncharacterized. Bases 1 to 3039 code for a protein of 1012 amino acids. The transcript has 5 exons. NCBI's taxonomy places the organism in Eukaryota, Viridiplantae, Streptophyta, Magnoliopsida, Fabales, Fabaceae. The record is from RefSeq and is a predicted model, not a curated record.